UCUAGGAACAGCUCCUUUCAAGUCAUGUGUCUUUUUGCUGCGGUGGAGAAGAGGUGCUCCGUUGAACGCUAUGUACAAAGGAACACCUACAUUUUAUGCGGAGUGGAGUCAACUUAAAUAKACAUACAUUUUAUUAUCCAAAUUCAAUUUUGAAUAACUGCGGAUUAUUCUAAAUGUUCUGUGUGUGAGCUGCUUCUUCAGUGAUCAUUGCAUCAUGUUACCAGUCUAAUUUAGGGGUGCCAGAUUCGUCAGGAUGGCAAUGCCGAAGAAAGUUUCAAUUGAAAGACAUCAGUAUUCUCCAAGAUGAUUUCUUACCAUUUAUUCACUCAGUAACUGGUUGAUUAGUGUACAUUUCAUAGGUGUUGCAUGGACUAACUAUAUUAUUGUCACCAGCAGAACACCAAAAAAAUGGAUCCCUUGUUCACCACAACUGAUUUACAAUUGCCAAGCAAUUGGACCAACUCUUCAGGGGUCAAUGGAACUGAUCAGGACUGGAACCAGUUUGUGCAACCCGUUUGGAGAAUUGUGCUAUGGGCAUUCGCCUACAGUUGCAUGGUUACUGUGUCUCUGGUGGGGAACGUCGUAGUAAUUUGGAUCAUUAUGGCGCAUAAACGAAUGCGAACUGUGACCAACUAUUUUCUGUUGAACCUCGCGUUUGCUGAAGCGUCUAUGUCUGCCUUCAACACCGUUAUCAACUUCAUCUAUUCCGUGCACAACGAGUGGUACUUCGGGCUGAUGUACUGUCGCUUUCACAACUUCUUCCCCGUCGCUGCUGUCUUCGCUAGUAUAUACUCUAUGACUGCGAUAGCGGUGGACAGGUACACUGCCAUCAUCCACCCCCUGCAGCAACGCAUGUCAUCCACAGAGACCAAGGUGAUCGUGGGGGUGAUCUGGGUGCUGGCUCUGCCUUCUGGCCUUCCCUCAUACUACUACUCAAUGACCGAGGAGCUCCCUGGACGAAUCAUCUGUACAAUCGAGUGGCCCAAAUACACCGGCUGCGACUACAAGAUUCUGUACUACGUAUGUGUGACUGUGCUGAUCUACUUCCUGCCUCUGCUGGUGAUGGGCUGUGCCUACCUAGUGGUGGGCCUCACCCUCUGGGCCAGUAACAUACCUGGAGACUCCUCUGACCGCUACAAGGAGCAGCUCACUGCCAAACGCAAGGUGGUGAAGAUGAUGAUCGUGGUGGUGUGUACGUUUUCUUUCUGCUGGCUGCCCUACCACGUGUACUUCCUGCUCCACCUGUUCUUCCCCCUCCUGUUUGAGACGCUCUACAUCCAACAGGUGUACCUGGCUGUCAUGUGGCUGGCCAUGAGCUCCACCAUGUACAACCCUAUCAUCUACUGCUGUCUCAACGAUAGGUAG
Salvelinus sp. IW2-2015 is the source of this 1365-nucleotide messenger RNA. RefSeq names its product substance-P receptor-like. The record is from RefSeq and is a predicted model, not a curated record. Gene Ontology annotation, biological process: G protein-coupled receptor signaling pathway; positive regulation of flagellated sperm motility. Gene Ontology annotation, molecular function: substance P receptor activity. Gene Ontology annotation, cellular component: plasma membrane; sperm midpiece. NCBI's taxonomy places the organism in Eukaryota, Metazoa, Chordata, Actinopteri, Salmoniformes, Salmonidae.